Moneuplotes crassus is the source of this 1654-nucleotide messenger RNA. Lineage: Eukaryota; Ciliophora; Spirotrichea; Euplotida; Euplotidae. The record is from the annotation of a GenBank genome assembly.
GAUGGAAGCCGUAAAUGCCACCCGCAAAAAGUUUCAAUGAAGUGACCCUGCAUGCAAGAAAGACAGAGUGUACUUCUGCAAAUGUCACAGGAUGAAGUCAUGCAGAAGCUGUGCUAAUAAGAUGCACUUCAAAUGCCAGCUGGAUAUCAUCCACGAUCUGUCAGACCUCAAUGUUGAUGUGAUCGAGACCAAGAGAUUUAUGAAGAGACUGUACGAGCUCAUAGCUGAGAAUGGUCUGAGAGCAUACAGCCCUCACUUUAACGGUGAACUGAAAGAUUUCCAGGAUAGCCUAGUCGAGACCGAGAAGAAAAUAAGAGAUGCGAUUACUCACGACCAUUUCGAACAAUUUGACACUCUUCAGGCUCAGAUUAGACAGGUCCAAAUCCAGAUGUCUGACAGCCAAGUCGUAAAAGAUAUUUUGUACUUGUCAACGUUCAGAGAUGCCAGCCUGUACAGCCUUCCCAAGAUAGGUAGCGUCUUGUCAUCUGCCACCAAGGUCAAAGAAAAGAUUGAUGCUGCUGUAAAAGAAAAUAUAGAGCUGAUGGAGAAGAAGCUCCGUACCAAAUCAAGACAAUUUGAGCAACAGUGCAAGGCCAGACUCACCGAAGAAUUCAAAGAUGAGAUCCAGAACCUGAAAGAUCUGAAUAAUACGAAGGAUACUGAGCUUGAACAACAGAGAGAAGCCACAGACCAAGCACGUCAAGAUACCGAAGAUACCAAGAAAGAAAAAGACGACGCUCUUGCUGAAAACGCCUCAUUGAAAGAUGAGAACAAAGACCUGAAAGACUUCAAGACUCAGCUUGAGGAGGAUUUAAAGGCCAAACUAGAGGAGAUUAAGCAAUCCAAGCUACAACAUGACAAAGACCAGGAAGAAAUAUCCAAGUUGUGCGAAGAGGUGAAAGAAAGCCAAGGCCAACUAGAAGAAACAAGAGAAGCCCUCGGUAACCAACUUGCAGGUAUUUGCAAAGACUUCGACCCUAAUUCUAAAAACCUCUUUCUGGACAUGCAAAAAGAAGAAUCCCAGAAACUAGUCAAGGCAAUGGGGGACACCAAGUAUCCCCUCCACAAUAUCAACAGACUCAGUCUCAAAGCCAUCUACAACCAGGAAGCUAUUCUCAACCCCUUCAUGGCCAACUCAGUCAGCUCUCCCCUCAGACUGUUCAACCUAAAUUUGGACCGUGUUGGGCCUUGCGGAAGCAACACCAUCGAAGUGGGCGGGCUGAUGAAGGGGCUGAAGAGUCUGCUGCCCCACGUCACAAAGGAAGUGUACUUGAAUUAUCUGGUAGUGAGUGGGGAGGACCUGAGUCAGAUAGUCAAGGCUUCUUCCAAUUUAGAGAGACUCAGUUUUGUUGCAAGCAAAAUUCUGACCUCAGACUCCCUCGACUUUUCUUCUACUGCCCAUUCCAAACUUGAAUACUUGAGCUUCAAAAGUUGCGCCUACCACGAUUGGUGUAACAUGGAGUGGGACAAGUAUCCAGACAGAUUUGAAAAGAUUGUGGUGGCCAUCAAGAACUCCUCCCUCAAAGACUCCCUCAAGACCCUUAAUGUCCACAAAUGCAAGAUUUCCUCCUCCAAAGUGGGUGAACAACUGGCUACUCAUGAGCUUUCCCACAUCAAUGUGGUGGAGGAAAAUCAUAGCGCUCUGUCGGAAUAA